AUGGCGUAUUCACCACCAAUGGACGAAAUAGAGAGUGAACAUAUGCUUUAUAGAACUCCAUUGCUGACACCGCAUGUCAGCGACUCAAGUACAUUAGAUUAUUUCGAUUUAGAGUGCUCGUUUUCGCAGAGAGAGUAUCAACAGCGUAUGCUAAAUCUAACGAAUGGUUUGCAAAAAUUUGCUGAACUUUCUUAUCAUUCAAAUAACAGUGCAAACGAAUCAGAUAUUCAAGAUCAACAAGCGACAGAGGCAUCUGAUGAUAGUAUUAAUUCUUGUCAAAGACAAGCCAAACAUGUCAAUAAUAUCAAUGAGUCCCUUGACUCCGGAGAAAAUCAAACAAAUGCUAUCUCAAUCGUUCAAUCAAACAGUCCAUUGGAAGAAAAUUAUUCUUCAGUUACGUCAGAUACGCAAACUAUAUUGGUAGAAGAACAUCAUCAACGACCGGUGCUUCAUUACAGUCAUAGUCGAUGUGUACCAUAUAACGAUGAUGAUGAUGAUGAUAGUGGCGAUAUAUCGACAAGUAAAGAUUCAUUGACAGACACAUCUGAAAUAUCAUUAGAUUUUACUGAAAUUGUGGAAAAAGAUAAGAAUAAUCUUGGACAUAUCAUGAUAAGUUAUGAUCAAUCUACACGAGCAAUAUGUAUGAAAAUAUCGAAAUAUUUAAAAAAUCGCACCUAUCUUGUCUGGAUUGACCGAGAUAAUAUCACUGGUGACGUUCUUACUUCCAUAGCAACAGCUGUCGAAAAUUCAUUUGUCGUUUUAAUGGCAAUCAACGAAGAAUACUUUCAAAAUCAAUAUUGUCGUUUAGAAGCACAAUAUGCUGUUGAACGAAAUAUUGCCUCUAUCCCCAUGCUGAUGCAGCCUGGCUACCGUUCUCAGGGAUGGCUCGGCAUAAUCAAUGGUGCUAAAUUACAUAUUGACUUUUCUCAACUUCCGUUCGACGAAGCAUGCCUUUUAUUAGUACGAGAAAUCGAAGCGAUCCGAGUUUCGUUAGGUGCAGAUAAAAGCAGUUCGACAAGCGCAAUGAAUAUCGAUCAUCAGAUGUCAACGACCACAAUGCACAGUUCAUGGUCCUAUUCGCAUAAUGUACAUGACUGGUCAGCCAAUGAUGUGAUCGAAUGGUUGAAUAAGGAAAAACUUGAAGUUUUUCAGCAAACAUUGAGCCAUUUUACCGGUGCAACACUUUGGCAAUUGUAUAAAAUCAAAAUUGAUUCUCCAGCAGAUUAUUAUCGAAUGGUCGAAGUUUUAAUUUCGCCAACAAUUCCACAUCGAUUGUUUUAUAUAUUAACAUUCAAUGCGGCACUUGAAAAUCUGUUUUCGGCAUCAUUUCCUUCUCUACAUCAGUGA
This is a messenger RNA of Adineta ricciae, 1347 nucleotides long. The record is from the annotation of a GenBank genome assembly. Lineage: Eukaryota; Metazoa; Rotifera; Eurotatoria; Adinetida; Adinetidae.